GUUAUCUUGAUAGUUUUGAACCCUCUAAAAAGAGGUUCAAAUUUUUCCUACAGGGAAAGUAGUUCCAAUAAUGCAAGAGAAAAGUAUUUUUUAAGAAGGCACAUUCUCAGUUUUUAAAAAGGUUUGACUUAAAUAGAAAAUAUUGUCUUGAAAGCUUCUAACAGUCGAUCCUCUCUAAUCUAGUUUUAUUUGAGAAAGCAUCUAGAAUAAUAUAUACGAGUAAAGUCAUUAAUGGAAUCAGACAGCAUUGCAGGUACUCUCGUCAAAGGCUCCCUUACUUUUCUCUUCAUUGCUUAUGCACGGAUGAGAAUAGCAUUAUAUAUCUAAGUAUACAUACAGGUCUCUGCCUUGCCUUCUGACUAGAUAUUAAUCGAUGAAGUGGCUCUGACGAAGGCUAUUAGCAGAAACAGAAGAAAAGAGUGCCUUGGCUAUAGUGAAAUCUUCCUCGCUCAUUCUAUUGAGUCAUUUGAUUGGCUCAGCGGAAUGAGCGUUAGUUUGUCGACGCAGUUCGUGUGCGGCCAUGAGCAGAAAAAUACAACUGGACAGUAGUUUCGUGGAAAAAAAUUACCUCCUGUCAGCCAUUGCCUUGCGAUUCGAUUAAAUGUACAAUAAUCAAGGUUUUCGCUUUUAAGCAAAUUAUAUUGAUAAGUUGAUAGUUAUGCUGUAUUAACAUUAGAUCACUUUUGUACAGAUUCAAGACAAUAGAUCGUCAUGAAUAACCCUCUUAUCAAGUUGCACACUAUGACUAGCCCUAUCUUCAAAAAUUGUUCAAGGAGCUAAAUCUUCAAUAAAACAAUUUUGACUUAUCUGGAAAAUUGCUGAGUAAAGGAGGAGGUCAACUAAGAAUGUGACAUAAAGGUUUGUUUAAGUAAAGGGUAGGUCAACUAGGAAUGCGAAAAGAAUAAAGGGUAGCUACUUGGCCUGUUACAAUAGGAAACAAUACUAAUUCUCCAGACAUAUGUAAUGGCACAAUGGGCAAUAAAGUAUGAAACAAUUCUACCCAUUGAAUGCCCACACCCGAAGACAGAUAAAUUUAGACGCUGCUUUUCAGUCAUGUAAUGACAGAUUGGAACGCAGAUCUAUCAAGGACAUUGCUAUAACACACUGACAGACGGUUACUUCAUACAAGAUGUCUUGUAUAGGAAAAAGUGUACUUGUGAAACUUAAGCACAUGAUCCUAUGUGCAGGGCUGAUGUCUUUGUAUUUCAGUUUGAUAUUUGUAGUCAUGAUUGUCAACGAGUGGAAAAUCACGAAAAGGACCAGCGACGUCGAUAUCGAAGAUCCAAGCUUACGAAUUACAACCCCCGUCACUGAACCUUUUAAUACAGUCACAACCCCCGAUACACCUGAGUCGCAUUUAUCUACAACAAUCACAACCCCCGUCACUGAACCUUUUAAUACAGUCACAACCCCCGAUACACCUGAGUCGCAUUUAUCUACAACAAUCACAACCCCCGUCACUGAACCUUUUCACACAGUCACAACCCCCGAUACACCUGAGUCGCAUUUAUCUACAACAAUCACAGCCCCCGUCACUGAACCUUUUCACACAGUCACAACCCCCGAUACACCUGAGUCGCAUUUAUCUACAACAAUCACAACCCCCGUCACUGAACCUUUUCAUACAGUCACAACCCCCGAUACACCUGAGUCGCAUUUAUCUACAACAAUUACAACCCCCGUCACUGAAUCUUUUAAUACAGUCACAACCCCCGAUACACCUGAGUCGCAUUUAUCUACAACAAAGAUCAAGACUGGAGGCUUGACAAAAGCCAAAACAACGACAACAACAGCUGCAGUCACUUUCACAAACAGCACAAGCCUGUUUGGUGGCAAUGCAACGACUCCUAAUGCCACUCCUUUUGCUCGAUUAUCAAACAGAACAGCAAACUUUACAGCAUCUGUAACCACAACAGCAGCAACAAACAAUACAAUAGCAGCGACUACAAAAGAAGCUGUCAUGACGACAAAGCAAGCCACGACAAGAGCGACAACAACAACGGCAUUGGCCACCACCGAGAGACAAACCACUACUCAAUUGACCGAAACGAUAUCUACAACAAAAUUUGUCGAGGCGACCACAAAAGCAGCAACAACAACUCAAAAAACAACCAAGGAAACAACAUUAAAAACAACAACCACUGCACCAACAACAACAGCAAUCCCAACAAAUUCAACUGUUCAAUCGACAACAGCAGGUCCUCACGAUUGCAAAACAACCGUUAAAGGAAUGGGGUAUCGUGGAUAUAUUUCUCAAACAAGAACUGGGAAAGAUUGCCAAAGAUGGGAUCAGCAAUACCCGCACACACAUCGGUUGAGUCCAACGAAGUACCCUACUCUUGGCCUUGACAGCAACUACUGCAGGAACCCAGAUGGAGAGCCAUUUGGCCCAUGGUGUUAUUCUUUAGAUCCUGCUGUACGCUGGGAGUACUGCCAAGUUCCAAUGUGUAGCUAGCCCUGCAGCCCUAUGCAUUCAAGAGACGACAGAAGCACUUCUUGAAACGCAUAGAAUUUCAAGACAUGUAUUUAAACAUAUAGGGACAGUGCCAAAGCAACCUCAAAGUGUCUCAAUAUUGAAAACUACCAAUUAAAUCCUAUUUCAGACUCCCUAAUUAUUAUUUUCAAGCCUUUCGUGUUUAGAAAUUGCAAGGUGAAUGCAAAGAAGAUCGUCGUAUCGUAAGAAAACGCCUAGAUAAGAUUAAGUGAAAAUGCUAUUAAAGGGCGUGUGUCGUGAACAUGAUUGGCUAAUGCAAUACAAUUAUCUUUUCUGUAUAGUACAAGGCAUGGAAUCGAGGGUGAAUUUUUACGGCAGUACAGUUUAAGAAGAAGAAAUGAAAAGUCACGAAACAAUGGAAUUCCACUCCAAACGCUUUUGUUUUAUUAGCCAAAAGUUUAUGCGAUGUAUGCCCUUUAAAAACAGAAUAGUUUUAUUUUACUGUUGAUUUUACUAUUCCGUUUGCGUCUCUUGUUCACAUUU
Messenger RNA from Rhopilema esculentum, 2977 nucleotides. The record is from RefSeq and is a predicted model, not a curated record. Lineage: Eukaryota; Metazoa; Cnidaria; Scyphozoa; Rhizostomeae; Rhizostomatidae.